AUGGCACAGUCCGCUGGCGCCGGCGCUGCCGCCGUUUCGGCGGCGCCAAGGGCCCUCCUGCCGACUCCUACGUCGAACUUGGACUCGGCAUUCUUGUCGCGGAAUCGGAGCUUGCUUCUGAGGCAGAGGAGCAUCGUCGUCCAUCGGCGACUUUGCGGAGCAGGACGUGGGAGCAGGUUGCUGCCAUUGACGUCCCGCUCGCUCAGAGUGGCAGCUCAUCAGAGAGAAGGGACCUCCUCGAUCGGGAAUACUGCUCAGACUGUCUCGAGUAGAGCUCGUCGUUCCAAGGUACAAAGAAACAUGGAUUGUCUUUCAUUUGGGAGAUUAUAAGGGACGGAUUUUUCUUAAAGUCUCCCUCUCUCUCUCUCUCUCUCUCUCUCUCUCUCUCUCUCUCUCUCUCUUUCUCUUUCUCUUCCUCUCUCUCUCUCUCUCUCUCUCUCUCUCUCUCUUUCUCUUCCUCUCUCUCUCUCUCUCUCUCUCUCUCUCUCUCUCUCCCUCUCUCUCUCUCUCUCUCUCUCUCUCUCUCUCUCUCUUUCUCUUUCUCUUUCUCUUCCUCUCUCUCUUUCUCUUUCUCUUCCUCUCUCUCUCUCUCUCUCGAUCUGUUAGCCCAUCAAACCGUAUGCAUGCGACCUCCAAAAGUAAAUUCCGUUGUGUUUUUCUUUUCAUAUUAGUGUUUCCGGCCACUUGGGGUCCCCACUAUUUACUGUGUCGGCGUAGAAGUGAGAACAAGGAUCAAAGCGAUGGGAAUCUAUUACUUGCGUUAUCGGAAUUGGGAGAAAACUUGAAAAGGUUUACGUGAAGGGAAGAAAGAGUAAUGUGACUGGGGUUUUCCUCCGCCGAUCUUCUUCAUUUCUGCAAAUUUUUAGAAGGGUUCUUUUUUGGGUUCAUCGUAAUGCACUGAUUUGGUGGGUGAGUGGUGUGCUGCCUGAAGGAGUAUGGAACACAGCUCUGAAGUUGAACGGGAUCAUUGCUGCCGGAAGUCAAUCUCAGUCGUAUACUUCACCCACCUACAGAAUUGGAAAUAUGGGAAGUUAUAGAAGGGAUGAUAAAUUCUUGAUGACUUGGCUUGCAGAAAAGAUCUGUCGAAAGGUAAAUUAGAUGGCUCGAUGGGCCAAUCAUUCAUCAAGUGGAUAAAAAAAUAUCAUGGAUUUCGACGAGUAAAGUCGGUUGAGAUACAGAACUUGGCAGAAGUAAAUUAUAUGCUGUUAAAGAUGAAGACAUGCUUCGCAGAAGUUGGAGAGUAUUCACUAGCCACUAUUUCUAUUCAGUCAACUUGAGGCAAUGAAGUCACUAGUGAAUGAGUGAACGACACUUUCAAGGCAUUUUAGCCAUGAAAAAUGCUUACAAUGACUGUGAAGGGGCAAUCUUCCAUGGGAAACAAAAAUGUAUAGAACGGUUGAGGGCAUUUCAUUCAUUUUAUGAUGCAACCACCAAUGCAAGAAAGCCACACUAUUUGGUGUUGACCAUCAAGGGUCAAAACCGAGACUUCCAAUUUGCGAAAAUGAGUGGGUACCAUUUAAUUACGAAUAAAAGAAUAUUAUGAUGGCAAGUUUUGGAAGGUCGAUGAGACAUGGUAGAAAGUUCUGAUGAUCACAGACGGGCAUCACUAGUAACCAGAGUGAACAAAUGAUGUCUUUCACAAUAAUAUUUAUACUCUCCAGUAAUUUUUAAGACAACUUUUCUUUUUCAUUGAAGGCAUAGUCGCUUAUAUGCAUAGUAGGUGAAGAGUUGCAUCUCUUGAAAUAGGAAAUGGCACAUAAGUCAAAGAAGAGGCAUUCAUUGGAUUAAAGUCUUCAAUAAAACUUUUCUAGCAUAGCAGUGUAGAAAAUUUCGAGAAAGGAAACUGCCAUCUGGUCAAAGGUAAUGAAGUCAGACUACACAAGAUAUGAUGUUAAAUGGUGUGAGGACCAGAUCGUUAGCUGUUUAUUUUGCUAAUGAUGGGAAACAUUUGUAGGGUAAAUAAAUUUUUCUUCAAGAAAUUUUCUGUUGAAAAAUGGUAAAUACGUAGUUUAUUGGAGGAUAGAUGCUGACAACGUGUAGUUUUUCACACAAACCUUGAUCGAACUUGCUCUUUAUGUGUCCUCAAUUUGCCACCCAGUUUGAUACCACGAAGAAAAUGAUUGGGAUGGAAGAAGGGAGAAAGAAGAAGAAGAAGAAGAAUGACUACACUCAUAAUCGUGGAUGCUGGGGAUUAUUUAACGUAGUACUAUGACCAAGGGACAAAAAUGCCCCUCUCACAAGUCAGGAAGAGAGAUAAACAAUGAAGCGCCAGGGUUUAUAAGCCUGUACCAACAAUUAGGAAACCAUCUAACAGGCCAUUGCAGUCAUUUUAUGUUGUCAUGAAUACUUCUGAAAGGCCUGGUCCUGAAACUAGUAUUCAUUUCUUUUACAGGGUCUUAUAUAGAAUAAUUUGGAAAGGUUUGAUAGCAUGCUCCUAGAAUAAAAUAACUAUUUGAACAAAAUUCACUAAUUAGUUUUUUUCCUCAAUCUAGUCAUUUAAUAUGAAGCAUGUUAUUGGUCCCCUUGUUCUUCAAAUCAACGCAAGACCAUUGCAAUUUUUCAUAAACUAUCACACAUCACGUCUUAGCAAAUCAAAAUAUGAAUGAUUCAACUCAAACUAAUUCAAGAGUCACAAGCCAAUUAGCAUCAGUUUUUAUGAGUUCCAAAUCAAUGCUCCAAAAUAUCAUGACGAAUACUUCUCUUUCAUUGAAUAUCAAUGGCUGUUUGAGUUCAAAAAUGUAAACAUAAAAUCCAUCAUUAGAUCUAACGAAGGUUUGUUGCUUGUUCUUCAAAAGUUGAUUCACUUUCGUGAGGAAUUUGACAUGCUGUUGGGAAGGGUUCAGUGAAUGGAUGACAAAGUUGGGCUAUUACAAUUGUUAGCAAGAACUGUAAUUUUUCCCGCCUCUUUGUUAGGCAUAAUUGAUUUAACUGUUAGUUUGUUAUGAAUUGAAUCUCUAAUCUCAUUCUACUUAAAUUAUCACUGGAAAUGCUUUAAUUGACCCAAAAAUGUGACCUUUAUAAUUAUCAGUCCAUGAAAUUAAACAGAGGUUUUGCAUCUUUUCCAUUCGUUCAAAAUAGUCCAGUUUACGUUAAUAAUGAAAAUUUUAAAGGAGGAUACCGUUGGAACUGUUUCUUUGAGUGCAAUGUGAUGUUCAAAAUAGUAUGAUCUGUUCUCAUAAUUUAAGGUUUUUGUUUGUCAGACAACUGUUCUAUUCGUAAAUGCUUAUAUAUCGAAUAAAAAUAAUUGGUUUUAUAAGUAAAGUAUUAUGUUCAAAUUAUUUUUCUGACGAUUUUAGCAGAGCUAGAUGCUUAUUUGAUAUAUGUUUUUUUAUUCAUAAAUUCUCUUAUAAGUGGCGAUUUUAUUUUUAUGAUAAAAUUUAAUUUAUCUAUUCUCCUAAAUACUGCUUUCUUACAACAUUCCUUAUCUUUGAUUUGAAUACAUCAUUAGGUUGCUGACUUGAAUGAUAUCCUGUCCGAAAGAGGAGCUUGUGGAGUUGGAUUUAUCGCAAACUUGAAAAAUGAGCCAUCACACAAGAUUGUUGAGGAUGCUCUUGUAGCUCUUGGCUGUAUGGAACAUCGGGGUGGCUGUGGAGCAGAUAAUGAUUCUGGUGAUGGAGCUGGAGUGAUGACUUCAGUUCCAUGGGAUCUGUACAAUAACUGGGCUGAUAAACAAGGGCUUCCAUCCUUGGACAAAUAUAAGACUGGAGUUGGAAUGGUUUUCCUUCCGAAGAAUGACAAGGCUUUGGAAGAGGCAAAAAAAGGUGAUCUUAUGAUGGAUGCUGACAUUUCGUGUAGCAUCAGGUCUUUAUUAAAUGCUUUUACGUUGCAUUUUAAACUACACCAUCGUAUUUGAUUGUUCCUCACAUCUUAUGGCUUAUUUGAUGCAUUACUUCCUUUGUUUUAAGCAUAGUUAGAUUUUUAUGCUUGCUUUUAUUUGCAUUUACUCGCUUUUGAAAAUCUCAUGUUUUUUCAGAAUUAGGCUUGAUAUUUUGGAGCAUCGAUUUCUUCAAUUGAGUCAUAUCGUUCAACAUUUGACUUAUCAUGACAUGAUGCGUGAUGGUUUAUGAAAAAUUACAAAGUGCGUGUACAUUUGAUGACUAUUCGUUAAUAUGACUUUAGGUAAUAAAAUGGAAACAUAACAGGCGGUGAAAGAACCUAAUCAAAUCAUAGUUGAUAAUAUUUAUCUUAAAGUGAAUCCACUGGCCUAUCUGCCAUCCCAACUUCUCAUGACAUACAAGUACACAUAACAACACUCACGAUGAAAACUUCUCAUCCUCGACCAUUGAUUCUCUUGGCCAUUCAUCGUACUCUUUGUCCUCAGUCUUCGAUUUUCAUUCAGGUGCACUAUGAGUUCAUUACAUAGAAUCAUAAAAGUUCAGAUCUAUAAAGUUUAAGCCAUCAUUCAUUCUUAACAAACCCUGUACAAAUCAGACAAUAUCUUUUGAGGGAAGUGGACCUAGUCCUUUUUGUUUUAGUGCUAUAUACACGAAAACCAAUCAUAUAAUGCAGGAACAGCUCUAGUCUGAACCUUAUCCUCACAGUUCUACGCUUGGUCAUCUUUUCCCUGCUUCGCAACUCACAUCCGAUGAGAACCUCAUAGAAAACACGAGAUAUGUAGACUACAUUGUAGUUCAGGUACAUUUCGACUGUGUCAGGCAUAAUUAUUUGCGUUCUGCAUCAAAAUAGGCACCCUGAUCUGAGUUCACGUAUAUUCAGAAUGACAAACUUCUUGUCAGUGAUUUCUGAUUCCAUUCUUUUUGUUUUGGAUUUCUAUCUUUGUUUAUCAUUGUAUCGAUAUUGAAAAUCAUGUAUCCUAAUUGAUUAAGUCAUAAUUGGCUUCAUAUGCCAUAUUCAAGAAAACAAAACGCAUCAUGCCAGGCAUAACUCAGUAGUAACUUAUACAUGACAAAAAUGCCUCAAACUCGUAAUUCUAGAUUAAGCUGUUUGCAGAAUUGCCGUUGCUAACCAUAAUAAAUCAUGCCAACAUGGAAAAAACAUAUAAUUAUUAUCAUUACAAGGAUGUUAUCGCAUCAGAUCAGCACGUGUUGGAAGGCAUAACUCAUAAAGAAGUUGAACCAUUGUAUCAGAAAAAGCACGCAUAAUGUCUUGUAGCAGUUAUAAAUAAAGAUGACUGCAGAAUCAUAAUUUUCAGUCAACAUUGAUCAUCAAUAUAUGAAGAUCAUGUGAAUAUUCUAUUUGCAUUCAAAUAAUUGUAUUUUGUGUUAUCUAUAAAAUAUUUCAAGUUAGCACCAUAAAAAAUGUUGAGGUAAGGAUCUCCGUUAUAAUCACAAAAUCACGUUCGUGAAUUGGUUAAUGUUUGGAAAUUGUGGUGUGUAUAUUCUUCGACUGUAUCUCGACUGAUUGACAAAUUAUUUCCGUAGACAUCUGAUAUAAUCAUUUUAUCUGGUUUUGAAGCAAACUUAUCUUUUUUGCUGUUUUGAAUAAUUUGCCUGGUAUUAGGACAGUGAGGAGAUACAAAAAGAGCAGCAACGAGGGUGUUAUUUCAGUCUUAGGAUAGGAGUACAAUACAGCACAAGCUGUGGUGAUCGCAAUUGAGUACCAUUUAGGGAGUAGAAGAUGUUGAUGGUAAGAUGCAUGAUGUGGAAUAUGGGUGGAGUUUGUGAAAAAAGAAUUAGGGAAGAAAAUAGAUAAAGGUGAGUUCAGCUCGGGGAGAGACCAGUAAAGUUUUAUUCUUGUGGUAGUUAUUAUGUACUCUUGAAUCUAGGUGUGUAUGCUGGUAAGAAUUAUGUAGACAUAAGUGUGUGAGAAGAGUGCGUGUGGGAGAUAUGUAGGUAGAUUGGCGAGAGUAAGCCACCUUUUAUUGACUGUCAUUUUGAGGAAGUCCAAAUGAUUUAUUUGGUACAAUCGUGAACAAAGAAUUGAUUGUGUUUCCUGAGCAAUAAUACAUACUGAGCAUGUAUCAUCAACUGAUGUGGUAAAAUAAAGGAACAACCUUUGUCUGUCGCCUCUGGGAUUUCUUUCUUCUCCUUUCUUGUCAAUUGAGUCCCUGUAAAGAAAGAAUAGGUCUUCGUUGGGGUGAUGAAGCAGGAAAGGGAGCAUACUGUCUAUUUUUGGUAUUUAUAUAUUUUCACUCUGAAUUGGCCGAUCUCCUUCAAAUUGGCCAUUUCCGAGUUGCAAGGAAGGUAAUCAUGUUGAAGCCUUUUGGAUGUUAUAUAUGAAUUGCCAUUAUUCUACAGAAAAGACAUGCCCUCUUGAAAGCCUGACUAUUCUAUUUGUCUUUCCAUUAUCUGUGAUAUAUGCGUUGGUAUUAGUCUAUCCUUCUGGAUUGUGCAUUUAAAUUGGAGUACGAUUCUAAUGAUAAUUGUUUCUUCUUAGGAUUGAUUUGUGGACUAAAUUUCUUUGGCUGACCCCGGGAACAAUUUUAACAGAGUCCAAUUUUCCUUUCUCCCUUUUCAUAAGUCCUUUUGAUAUGGUGCAAAACCUGUUGUCCAUUUAUGCUGACAUUGCACAGUAGAAUAGUAGAAGUCAUUCUUUCAUUUAAUAAUACAGAGUAAGAAAAAUGAGUUAUAUAAAAAAAGAAGAGGCCAAUCUCGAAAGUUACUUCUCACUUUCCUUUCGUAAUGUGUUUCAUCUUGGUCCAGGUUUAUUUUUCCAGGCGGUGAUUUUACAUAUUUGGUUGACAUUUUAAUACCCAAUCAGCAAAUAUUCCUGCUUGAUUGAAUCUGCUUAUUCCAUACUGUUAUUAUUUAGCUGUCACUUAUCAUGCCAUUUUGUGAACUGAUUGAUAUGGACGCAAUUCAUCUUCUUCUAUUUCGGUCUGGAGCAUCUUUUUCUUUUGCUCGUGUGAACAAGCUUAUCCUUUUUUUGGUCAUGGUUGGGGUCCUUGACGCUGUGGCUUGUCUUGACAUCAAAGUCUUUUAAAUUUAGGAACGAAUAUCGUCACUUGUAUUUGCCAAUCUUCUUAGAUUAUAAUGGUCUCGAGACCUAUCCUUAGAUCCUAGUCUGCUGGUCAGUUAUGAAUUACCAUCUUUAAACUGAUUUUUAGCGCAUAUGCAGUACCUACUAUACUUUUGUGCAUCAAUAAAUAACAAUAUAAGGUUUUCUUUUUCAGUUAUUGCCAACACAUGUUUAAAGGAAGGUCUGGAGAUUGUUGGAUGGAGACCAGUUCCUGUGAAUGAGUCAGUGGUUGGUUAUUAUGCAAAAGAAACCCUGCCUAAUAUUCAACAGUUAUUUGUUAAGGUUUUGAAAGAGGAUAAUGUUGAUGAUCUUGAAAGAGAACUUUAUAUCUGUCGGAAGCUUAUUGAAAGAGCGGUAACAACAGAAGAAUGGAGUAACGAUCUGUAUUUCUGUUCGUUUUCAAAUCAAACAGUAGUAUACAAAGGGAUGCUUCGGUCUGAAGUUUUAGGGCAGUUCUAUUUGGACUUGCAAAGCGACCUAUACAAGUCAUCAUUUGCCAUUUACCAUCGAAGAUAUAGCACAAAUACUAGCCCAAGAUGGCCUCUUGCACAGCCUAUGAGAUUGCUUGGUCACAAUGGUGAAAUUAAUACGAUACAGGUUUCUCCCCUUGAUUUCAAUACAUGUUUAUGAACUUGUAUGUGUACCUCUGGUCCUGAAUUUGACAUAUUAUGAGAAUAUUAACUUUUUUAGGGAAACUUAAACUGGAUGCAAUCUCGAGAAACAACAAUUAAGUCACCAGUAUGGCGGGGUCGUGAAAAUGAAAUUCGACCUUACGGUAACCCGAAAGGAUCAGACUCCGCAAAUUUAGAUAGUGCAGCAGAAGUAAGUUCGUUUCUUUUAUUUCAUCCAUAUCACUAUCCACCUCAGGAUGAAUUUCAUGUAGGUUCAGACCGGCGGUCUAAAUGUCAUAUGCAUUUGACAUGCUAAUGUGUUUAUGGAUUAUUGAAAGCAUUGAUAUCCACAAACAUCUUUCCAAGUGCGAUGUGGUCCCCAAUAUUGCUGCUAGUGUUCAUGUUUGAAAUUAUGAUUUAUCAUUCAAAUUGUAAAGAUGUUGUUGAUUUGGUGUUAGGGCCUUGUCAUCCUUGCAGAGGAAAUCUUAUUCUGUAUCAAUUUGACGAGUGCUAGUAUAUAGAUGAAUGGUCAUCUCUAAUGAUUGAGGAAAACUCUCAUUGUAAUGCUGCUAAUGAUUUCCAUUUUACCGUGCUACAUUGAUUUCUUAGAUGGAAACCACCCUUCUGAACUUUUAAAUACGAUGGAAAAAAUGCAAUACUUUGUGUGAAACUUGUAAUCUCAGUUGAAAACCUAUAUACAUAGCUUCAAUGUAAGAGAACAUAAUCCUUCAUCUCCAUGACAAGUCCGAAAUACAAAAACACAAUUGCAUAGGUAUACAAUGCUAAAAUAACUAGAGCUCUUACAUGUCUGUAUCAAAACACAAGUUGUUUCAAAACUACAACGUUGGCUAUUCUUAAAUGAUUGUCACUUGGAUAUCAAUUUUUUACUAGAAAUUCAAUAAUAUCCUAACUUGGAAUUCACUUCUAAUUCUGAUGAUGAUGUUGAUGGCCAGUUCAUGGAAAUUGAAAAGAAAUCAAUUGGGACGAAGAAGAUAUAAAGUGAACUCUUUCCCCAGUGAUUUGGAUGACAGGUUGUAAUGUUCUACGUUGACAAACUGCUUCUGCCAUGAAUUUUGGCAGAAUACUGAGGAGAUCAGAUGGUUCAGACAAUCAUUUUUUAUUUGAAGAGGAAAUCUUGAUACAGUAGGUGUAGUCAUCAAUGAAGCUGAUGCAAUGCUUAUAGCUAUUUAGGAGGGGGGAAAAGCACGCUAAACACCUUAAAAAAUCUUAUUCAUUUUCUUUCGUGUUUCGUUUCCUCCUCUUUCAGUUUAGAGUGUAGUUAUAAAGGCAAUGAACUAUCGCAUGGCACUCAUAGUCUCAUCACCACUCCUCUUUCCUUUGUUACCAUUGAAAAUUUUUAGUCAGGUUACACCCCAAGGCUCGUAGUCUGACUUAUCUUCCUAUUUAUUAUUGAAGGACUUGAACAUCCUUUCCCUUGAUUUUACUAGAGGACCUCUUCUGAUCUUUGACAGUAAUAGAGUAGUUCGGUCCUCCUAUUUGCCUCUUAUGAGGUCAUUGCCACCCGCCACUUAUCACAUAUGCAAGGGCACUUCCCUAUUCGAGAUUUUGCAGUUGGUUGGGAUUUACUGUUUCGUCUGCCCAGCUCCCUCCAAAAGGUCUAGUAUGCGCAGGACAACUUUCAAAGUGACGUUGAUACCGAUGUUUGUCAUUAUUCCGUAGAGGUACAACUGUCUAACUCACAUAAUAAACACCCCUUUACCUGAAUAGACAGCGAUGGCCUAAGAUGUAUGUCUUGGGUCCAUGAUGUUAGGUCUGUAUGUUCAAUAGUCUAAUUCUCAUAAAUAGAUUCCUACUACCAGUAGCAUCUUUAUGGACAAAGAGAUAGAAUUAUUCUAUGUUGAAAAGGAUUGCAGAGAGAAAAUUGAGAAGGAUUUUGUUUCUUUGUUACGAGGAUAUAAAAAAAUAUUACGAAGCUUUUCACAUCAGCUAAGGGAAAAAUUGAAUAUAUCGUAAACCUUCAUAAAAAUAAGCAGUAAUGUGAAUUUUGUGACCCAAAGUUUACUGGUAUUUACAUUUUAUUAUAAACUAUUAAAUAUAUGUCUGGUUUCCUAUUGUGGCAAUAUUAGACUCACUUGCGAUGCGUGCAGGAUCCAUUUUUUAAGCUUUUGCUCUUCGUGUUUAAAUUUUUUUUUGCAUUCUUGUGAAAGGAGCACUCUGACUGGAUGUUGUUUAUCAAUAAUGUAUGCACAUUUCAGUUGAAAUAUCAAUCGUAGUUUUCUUGUAAUUCAGCGAGUUAAAACAGGCUACUUUGGCACUGUGCUACUGAGAAAGGUGGCGAUGUCUAAUGUAACACGCCUGUUACUUUUGUGGUUUUGUUUUUCUUUUUUUCUUUUAGCUGUCUUUGAAGACUUAAAAAUAUGUGAAAUAAUUGAAUAUGUUAUUUUAUCCUGUCUUUGUUUUGCAAUAAAUUUUGAAUCAUAUGCCCUUGCUCUAAUAACUCGCUCGCUUUUUUCAUAUAGUUGUUUUAUUGGGCUAAUGAUUGUUCAGUUUACAUAGCCAUUCUGUUUUGUGGUCAGUUGAUGCUUAGAAGUGGCCGUAGUCCAGCAGAGGCCCUUAUGAUUCUUGUACCAGAGGCAUAUAAGAAACAUCCAACACUAUCGAUAAAAUACCCAGAGGUACAUUCACAGAAAAUAUCCAUAGAUCUUAGCUGAAUUUCAUUGCUAAUGUGCUCGUUGAGUGGUUUUAUUAUGCUUUUUUUUCUACUAUAUCGGAAACUUAAAAUGUAGCCAAGUUUGCUGGAUUGAAGAUUAGUAACAUGUAUUUAUUAUAUUGUUUGGGCUCUCAAAAGUAAUUACUGUUCUGCAGGUUGUUGAUUUCUAUGACUAUUACAAAGGCCAAAUGGAGGCUUGGGAUGGACCGGCAUUACUCCUGUUCAGGUGAAAGGAAAAUUAUAUUGUUGAAGUUAUUAUUAGGGUCACAGAAUUUGAUGAAAGUCAGUUGGGUGUGUCAUUAUGGUUGUUGUUGAGCGAGAUUUGACCGAUCUCAGAUCAACCUGUUGACUAAAUGUAAAGUCAAGUAGUCAGAAGUUAUGUUUUUAGGAUUGAACUGGGCUUAUUUUCGGUACGAUUUUCCUAUCAAUGGUUUCUGUUUAGAACGAAGUUGUGAGGUAUUUCUUCCUGCAUUUUUUGGUUUUAUUGUUCGACAGCAAGGAUUCUCUGGGAUAUUGAACAAAAUGUGGAAAAGGUAAAUCUCGGAGACAUGGGAUAGGGAGAAGAUAAAAAGGGGAAUAAUGUAAAAAAUGUGAAACUAAACUAUUGGAAAAAGGGAAAACAGGAUGACAGAAAAGGAAAAAAUAAUAUAAACGAAGAAGAUUUUGAAAAAUCGAAGAAAGCAUGACUUUGAGGUUUUCUGGAUGUAGAAAAUAUUUAUGGUCCAUUUAAUUCGCCAAAAGCACAAAAAAUCGACACUAAGUUGAGGACUCCAUUGCAUGACUACUCAGAAAGUAGUAUUGAUGAACACGAUGUUCAUACAAUGUACUGCAGAUAGUUAUCAUUGUUUCUUGAACUGCGAUACUUGUGGAAUAUGAUUUUUCAUAGCGUCGUAAUUCGAAAUAAAUGAUAUUAAAUACGACAAUUCAUCAUUCCUUACCUCUUUCUGGUAUGAAUUAUCUCAGUAAUCGUUGUAACUUGUUCUAUUUAAACGGUUUCAAUGGUCGUUCUUUCCCUUGCAUGGUAACUGUUGCUCUCUUCUGUUGCAGUGAUGGAAAAACAGUAGGUGCAUGCCUUGAUAGAAAUGGUCUUCGUCCUGCCCGCUAUUGGCGCACUGUGGAUGACUUUGUAUAUGUUGCAUCUGAGGUACAUAUUUAAAUAUGAUUUUCUAUAUGUUUUGUUUCCUACUUAUUAACAUCAUUAUUAUUUUCAUUGCAUAUAUUUCCUAAGGAGAUGCUUUAAUCAUGGAGGAUUAUUAUUUCUUUCAAUGAAAAAGGAAGCAAGGUCCUGGAAGUAAUAUGAAUGAACUGGAUUAGCCUGGAAGGAAAAUUAAUCUUUCUGAAAUCAUAGGGACCUUGUGGUCGUGUAUUAAAGAAAGUUUGAAAGACUGUCAAGGGAAAACAAUAUUCUGCUGUCAUUACAUGCCUCGUAAAAGUUUGAAUUCAUGCUGAAAAAUAGGAAGAUAACAAAUCAUAAAGAAAUUUCCAAUGAAGAACUAAUUGGAUGUAUCCAAUCUCUAUGAGGCAUCACAUAGUCUGACGUGAAACACAGGAUAAAGCAUGCUUUGUAAGCCUUCGUCUCUUUUUUCAACGUUCACAUAAUCAUAAAUCAGUUCUCUCUCUUCUCUCUCUUCUCUCUCUUCUCUCUCUUCUCUCUCUUCUCUCUCUUCUCUCUCUUCUCUCUCUCCCUCUCUCUCUCUCUCUCUCUCUCUCUCUCUCUCUCUCUCUCUCUCUCUCUCUCUCUCUCUCUCUCUCUCUCUCUCAUGGUUCGGAAGUUUUUGAUGGUUGUCAUUCCAUUCUUUCUGAAGUUUAAUUCACGUUGUAUUUUGUCACAGAGAAUGCAAAGAAUCGAUAUGUAUAUGCUUUUAGUAUAUAGGAUACUAACAUUAAUGUAGUUUAGGGAACAGGUUGAAAAAUGUUCUAGGUAUCGUUUCGUUGCAUGCCAGAAUUCGGGAAUUGCAUGAUUCCAUGGUUUUCCUGUUAACAGCAGUCUUUGCAGGUGUUGCUGUGCCAGUGUCAAGGUUGAGCAGUGUAGUUUUUUCGUCUUUUGUUCCAAUGCAGAGGCAUGCCUGUGCCUGUACACCCAUACGACAAUAUAUAUACAUAUAUAUGUGUGUGUGUGUGUGUGUUGCGUGUGUAAAUCUAUUUAUUUGUAUAUUAUACUCAUUGCUCGGCAGUAUUGGGUAUGUCAAUAUAGCGAAAAACCAACUUGACUCUAAGUUUGGCACAUCCUUUUUUGGAUGAAAACUUGGAUGGAAAGAAGUUUGACUGCUUGCUACUGAGCCUAUUGGAUGUUCGGAUGAUGAAAUCUGAAUAAUUACUUCUCAGUGUGUCAUCCUGACCUGUGUCCUUUUGAGUUUUGUUUCUAUCUAUGAUAUAUUGAUCUAUCUUCCCCAGGACAUUUGGUCUACCUUCCCCUUAUACCAUUGGUAUUUGCAGAUGAUAAAUACAGUGUCCUGGAAAAGGGGUUUUUAAGUAAACUAUCUCAUGUUGAUCCUGCUGCUUUCUGCUUACAUGGAUGGCUUAAGAAAUUCAUUAUCUUCUUUUGAAGGUCGGUGUUCUUCCCAUGGAUGAAUCAAAAAUCACAAUGAAGGGUCGCCUUGGCCCAGGAAUGAUGAUCACUGUUGACCUACAAAAUGGUCAGGUCUGUAGUUUUAUUUUCUUUGUAAUGGUUUGUUUUUAAUAUUUUUCCAGGUGCAAGUUUAUGCUUAGAUUUGUGUUUCUAGCGGUCAAUUGACCUUGUGAAAGAGCCCACUUGCAGAACUAUGCAGAGAAUCUUUAUAUUUUGUGAAAUUCAAAACCUUUGCCCAACUUGUCCUUAAGUAUCCUCUGGUUUUAACCUGGCAAUAUUUUGGUAAGAGAAUCUGGCCAUCUUGAGAAUGUUUUUUCCUUUAUUGCCAAAUUUUUUAAAAGAAGUGAACUUGUUGUUUAUUGGCAUUGCGCAUUUUUAUGACUGCAUUUAUACGAAGGUGUGUAACUGGGUCUUGACUCACUACUUUACAAAUGUAGCGUGAUAUUUUAAAAGCCUUGUCUUCCGACUCCUUGCUUCUUAAGGAAAACUCUCUUUGUUCAUCUAGUCAGAUAUGUACCUUCUGUUGUCGUAGUUGAUUGAAGACAGGAAUGGAACAUUGGACCUACCUUCCUUGAAUAAUAAGAUAAUUCACUUUUUUAAGUGAAUGAAAAAUAUACGAAAACUGGUUAUCCCAUAAUCGUUAGAGUUGUAUUCUUUUGAACCGGUUUGUUUGCUUGUCUUUCAAAAGUUGUUGAUAACUGCGUCAUCUAUCCUAUUUUUAUUUUCCUGAUUGUGUAUUAUGCUGGCUUCUAGGUAUACGAAAAUACUGAUGUCAAGAAGAAAGUGGCAUCAGCACACCCCUAUGGCAAGUGGCUGAAUGAAAGUAUGCGAAGCAUGAAGCCUGUUAACUUCCUAUCUUCACCUGUAAUGGAUGAUGAGUUGGUUUUAAAGCACCAACAGUAAGGGUUUUACAUUAUCAUGCUGAUCCCUUUCAUCAAUUUCAGCAUUACGAUAUUAAAUCUAUGGUGUUGAUUCUCUUUUUACGUUGUCCUCUUGUGAGUUUUGGUUUCCAGUGAUCAUUAAUGAUUUUGCAUACUAAAAUUGAUUAAGUUAUUAGCUUGUUAUCUUACGGAUGUGCAUCAUUCGACUGAUGGUAUGUCUUGCCACGCUGGUGGAGAAACAACUGUUUGGGCACUGAUGUUGUUAGCUUUCAGCAUGCCUCAUGUGCACGAUUUCAUUUUGGUGAUAGAACACGUUGAUGGCGACAGAAGUCUUGUUAGGAAUCUUGUCCAGGCUGUAUCUGUCAAAAUCUUAUCUUACACAUUCCGAGUAUUUAUCCCCUUCUCGCAAUUCCAACAUCAAGGCAAACUUCAAGAUUAAAAACAUGUUGUUCUGAAUCUCCCACCAAGUAUAAUGAUUUGAACUUUGUCCCGCCCUCUCUUUCUCUAAGCACCUUCUUUCUUCCUUGCUUCCAUGUAUCUCAGCCUUCCUCCCAAUAAUUUGGUUAGCUGAAGGAAGGUAAAUAAACAAUCAAGUGAUUAGAAGCUGUUGCUAGGGUCCGGAACCAGUGACAUACUUUCGCAUGACAGAAAACGUUUUGUGGGAUAGAAGAGGAGUGAGCAUGGGGCUUCUAGUGCUGGAGUUUCAUCUAUCUCUGCUUCAUCAUUUCAACCACUUUUGGGUUACCAGAAUCUUGUGUGCUUCAGGCAGAAGGUUCUACACCUCAGUGAUGCUUUUUCUUAGGCACCUCACUUUGAAAUGUAAUCACUCUGUUGAAUCAACAUCUCUAUUCAUGUUGUCUCUAAGAAGGCAUCUGAACAGGUUGGCUUGGAAUUUGAUUAGAUUCAGCAGUCUACUCAGUCUCAAUUUAUAUUAGUUGCCCUGUUUUAGUUGCAAAGUAUUUUGUUUGUCCACAAUGAAUGGGAGAUGCACAACAGUUGGACUCGCAUUUUGAGCUGGAAAAUAAAUGUUGGUACUUAUGCACGCAUCUAGAUAGAUGGAUGGAUAGACAGACUGAGAGGAAGGAGAGAUAGAUCGUAUUUUUAGAUUGAUAAACUAGUUCAUUCUGGUCAUUUGUGCCUCGCUUGAGUUCCUGAAGCCUAGUUAGAGUUAGUCUUCAGUUGCCAAAACGGAAACGAAUUCGUGUCUUUCUGAGAGAAGUUACGUUAGCAUAGUUAUUUUAAGGGCAUUGGGAUAACUCAGAAAAUUGUAUCAUGGAUGAAGGCCAUCAUACCAUUCAGCAUAGGGAGAUAACUUUGAUGUCUUUUAGAGCAGGGCCAACGAAGAUAUCUCCGUUGGCCCUCACAGUUCUGUUUUUCUGUAAAAGUGCAUCAAGUUGUUGAGCUAUUUUGCAUGUACUUAUGGGACUGAUAGUGCUCCUUAUUCCUCAGUUCGUGUCAUGAUUAAUAGAUGAUUCUUCAUUCUUGUAAUGAAUAGACUGUGUGGAAGCUAUUAAUCAUUUCGUUUCUUUCCCCAGGGCCUUUGGUUACUCAAGUGAGGACGUUCAAAUGGUUAUUGAAACAAUGGCUUCACAGGGGAAGGAGCCAACAUUUUGUAUGGGAGAUGAUAUUCCUUUGGCUAUACUUUCUCAGAAGCCUCACAUGAUCUAUGAUUAUUUCAAACAACGAUUUGCGCAGGUUUACACAGCUUCAUGAUUUUCUAUGAAACUUUUUAUUCAAUUUGGUUAUAAUUUUUUUUGCAUGCAUCUUUCAAGUUCUGUCUUUUUAAUCUUCUGGCAUUUACUAUUUUGAGAUACGAUUUGAGUUUUAUUUUCCCAGAGGCUUUUCGUGUGGAAGACAAAUAUUAAAUGUUGUUUGAGGAAGUCUCAUUUUUCUAAUUAAAAUAUUUUUACUUCUGAAAGUUAUCCUGAAACUCCUUUGAUUAACUUCUUUUGAAAUACAUAAACUUGUGCAACACAUAGGUUCAGAGACUUGAGUUUGACGGAAAGUAUUUCGUGUCCAAACAACUUCAUGGAUUAUAGAUUUCUAUAAUCUGACAUGCUUAUGAUAUUAUAAUGUACGAUGAUAUGUUUUGUUCCAAUAUGAAAUUUGUGUUAGCUUAAAAUGGGUUUGCCGUAAAUUCAGGGUAGGCAUUGGCCCUGCAGACAAAAGGGGUGAUUUUGAAUCAUCUUUUGACCAAUUGUCUAUUUUGCUGCUUGUUUUUGGGGCAAUUUGAGAAGCUGCUCCUCUCUUAUGAUUGCCUUGGGCUUGAGGCAAGGAUGUUGCUUUUGGAGUGGAAUCACGAGAUUCAUGUCAUUGUUUGGAAUUUCAACAAUGGUACUAAGAGUAUCACAAGUUUCUUCAAUAACCGUGCAAGCUUAGAAUUGUGGACUACAAACCUGUAGCCGGAGGUUUUUAAUGCCUAUGAUCAUGCCUGGGGCAUAGUAUAUUCUAAGAGAUGGGCCUUUAAAUGUAAAUUUCAGAGAACUGAGGGAAAGAGGAGUGUUAAAAUUGUUCGAACUUCUGACUUAAUCAGUUGGGAAAGGACUGUUGUAUAUAUCGGGACUUUUGGCAUCACCCAUCUAAUGUAAGACUAAUUAAAAAGCUUGCUUGUAGAUAAAAACCUUUCUGAUCCACGUUAUGCAUGAACAGGAUCCAUUAGUUAUGCAAAGGCCUUCUAUCUGACAUCAGUUGACAUGCAGAAAAUUGAUCCUGACGUAGGCUUUUUUAACUGAUUCUGUAUUAGGCCACGGAAUCAAGACCAAGAUCCCGUUGUAUGGCCUGGAAAAUGCAAGGCUCUACUGAUGGACUAGAUUGAUCAAUAACUGGGGAAUAUACCUGUGAUUCGGAGCAUAAAACUGUUCUUAUUGACAUUUUGAGUAUGUCAUUGACUCACAAGCUGCGGCCUUCACUCCAAUACUAGAUAUGGGUAUACCUAAUUUUUCUAGAAAAUAUCAUCUGUCAUGAAAUGACGUCGUGAUUUUGGCAAUGUCUUUACCUCUUUAAAAUGCAGCCGCUCUCUAUUAUCCUGUGGAAUUUAUUCUUUUCUCUUUCAUCCGGUUGUAUACUUAUCCACCAAUACGUUAUCAGGUUACAAAUCCUGCUAUUGAUCCCCUCAGAGAAGGUUUAGUCAUGUCACUGGAAGUGAAUCUUGGAAAACGUGGAAAUCUUCUGGAGGUUGGGCCUCAAAAUGCUGAACAGGUCUGUGGCUUAAUCUGUUCUUGCAAGGAUACGGAUGUAUUUAAUGUCAUCGUUAUAGUCAUCUUUGUCUACAUUUCCUGACCUUCAUUUGUCUGUUGGAGAAGGUUAUUCUUUCGAGUCCUGUGUUGAACGAAGGGGAGCUUGAAACAUUAAUGAAAGAUACCGGGCUGAAGCCCCAAGUGCUGCCGACAUUCUUUGAUAUUGGCAAAGGUAUUGAUGGUUCAUUACAGAAGGCACUGGAAGAACUUUGUGAGGCUGCUGAUGAAGCAGUUCGUAGUGGAUCACAGCUGCUCGUCCUUUCUGACCGCUCUGAGGAGAUAGUAAGUGGAUUUUUCCUGUGUUUUGUAUUUCACCGUCUACUUUCCAGGAUUUAUGCACAAGUAUUUAUCUAUCCCCUUUUUUGGCCAUAUAACAUUCUUAAGAACUGCAUAACAUUUUAUGUUUUAAAAUUAUUUAACUGUAUCAUUCAAUAUUUUUUCCAUCAAUCAAUAUUAUCUGAUUUGUGUGACAAAAAAGUCUUCGGAUCCUCGACCAAAGCAUGUAUCUCAUUGGAUCUACCGGUGGAAAGCACCAUAAACUUUGAAUUGCUUUUCCUGAUGUAAACUAAUUAUUACUGACAUUUCUAUAUUCUUUGGAUAUCAGUGGGCACAUGGAAGUGAGUAGUGAUCACAGUGAAGUUUUCAUUACUUAGGAAUCAAUUGCUUGGAUGAUUUAGUUUUCUAUUUUGAUUUCAUAGUAUAUGUGAAGAUAUGUCUGAAUUGAUGGGUUUUCCCCAGAAUAUAUACAUUGACACCAGAAAGGAAAAAGAAAACCAGGCACUGAAGUUAUCUUGAUUUCAGAAGGAGAAUAUCUUUCUCACAGAGGCGGUGGUCAGUUAUGAUGAAUUCCACUUCAAGAUUAUGUAGGGAGGAAACUUGGAUGUAUCUGGGGAACAUACUAGACUUUGAUUGCGAAUCUUUAUGUUCGGAAUAACACUUUGGUGGACUCACCCCAAACGGUGCUUUGUGGCAUGCACUCGUGUGGUAGGUUGUUGGAACAAUAGACAACUGUGCUUGUACCAAAUAUAUAGUGAGCGACAUGAGUCUGUUGUGGCAUGUGGACCAUCUAAGUCAACAGCUCUUCCCUCACGUGAGCAGGAAAGAACCGCUGUAUAUUUAUUGUUUAUUGGACUUAUAAUUUUUUUUGGAGCUUUAUUUUGUGUCCAACUUAUGCGGGGUCUCCUUUGGUUAGUUCGUUGUCAUCACUCAUUUAUUUUGUGAAGUUUGGCCAUCAAAAAUCUGAAAGUUGUUUUUAUUGAAACAUUAGAAAUACUAUCACAUAACUCCUAAAUUGGAAGGAGAAUAAAUUGAGGACAUCGAAAGUAAAUUUUUCGAUUUUGGUUGUGACAAAUCAUUUAUAGUCGUAAUAGAUCUCAAAAACUUCAUCAAGCAAUGAUUAUCUCAGUGUGCUAGCUAUAGUGAGGAUCUUCCACUAUUGCCGGCUAAUUUUAUGCUGUAUUUUUGUAGCUUUACUUGUAAAGUAAUAAAUAGUGGACGUGGAUAUGGUACAGAACAUUGCUAGGAUGAGAAGAAGUCAUUCGAAGGAGAGGGGUAUUGUAAAAUGGAAUGAGCGUCACACUGAUAUGAACGACAUGGAGGUAGUAGUCAAUAGACAGGAAAAGAAAUGACUUUGCUUCCCAAUUCCAUAUGUUGUAGGUAAGACAAGGAUUUUAGUUACUGGAUACUGGUCUAGGCACAUGAGGCUAAUUAAAGGGGACUAGGAUGUGAUAGAAGUUGUUUGCCAUAGGCAGCCAUUGUUCUGACUGGAAAUUCAUGGCAUCUAUAUUGGAUGGUGGCUGCUGGUUGCAUCUGGUGAUGGUUGAUAAUGAUAGCUGUUGGUGGCACGUGACCAGAAAACCCACUUCGAAAAACUUACCUAGUUGCGUGUUCUUGGAGCAUCCUAAAAUACAAAUAAUGCGGGAUCUUCAUGUGUUCUAGGAGAAAAUUAAUUAUGCAUUUAGUUUAGAUGUGAAGACUGUUUGCUUUAAAUGUGCUAAAAUACACCAUUUCUAUUGGGCAAUAGUAACAUUUCUCAUUCCUCUAGGGAGAUAUAAGCAUUCCUUAAUUUUAAGAACCCUUCUCUUGAUCCUAUUUCUUUUUCAGAGUCGAUUAUUUCCCUCCAAAAGAAAUUUGAGAAUAGAGAGAAAAAAAGUUGAAAAGAAUUAACUUUCCAAAUUGUGAGUUUAAAUACGCCGUCUCAUUGUUUAGCAAGACUUAUGCAUCUGUAUGUAUGAAAUUAUAUGGCCAUAGAAAAAUGUUAUCUAUCUUUCCAUUAUUUGCAAUUCAGAUUAAAAUGUUGUUUGAACGAGAUAAUCUCCUCGAAACAUAUAUUAUAAGAUAUUGAAUUUUGAAAUCAUUUAGCCAAGCAUAAGAAAGAUUAUCUACUUUGAAUGCAACUGAGUGAUAUAGAAACUACCUGAUGCCUGUCUACACUAUCAUCUGAGAGUAUAUGUAUUAUUUCCUGGAGGACCACUUUUGGAUGAUUUCAAUCUUGCAUAAUGUUCAUUCUUGAUAUGUAAGUAAAAGCCUUUUCGUCUAUGCUUGUUUUUGUUACACCAGGAACCAACUCGUCCUGCUAUUCCUAUACUUCUGGCAGUUGGUGCUGUUCACCAGCAUUUGAUCCAAAAUGGUUUGCGUAUGGCAGCCUCCAUUGUCGCUGACACUGCUCAGUGUUUCAGUACUCAUCAAUUUGCUUGCUUGAUUGGAUAUGGAGCCAGGUCUCAGUCUUCUUCUUUGAUCACUAUUUUCUGUCAAACUUUCAUUCCUGAGACAUAUUUGUUCAGAAUGAUACAACAAGACCAAUGAAUUUAUGUUAGCCAGAACUAACAUAAAUUUCAUUGGUGAAACUUAUGUUCUUUAUUUUUCUAUUGUUUAAAAUGCUAUUCGUCGUUUUUUGUUUAUUAUACAUAAUCAACAUUUAGGGAUGGUUACUUGAAGCUAGAGUUAAAUUGUUGUUAUAGUCAGGAAUGGUUUCCAUAUUGCUGUUUUAUAUUGAACUAAUACGUUUACAUCAAAAUAAAAAAUAAGCAUAACAUGACCUCCAACUUCGUGGAAAGCCAUGAGCCUUGACGUCUGGUGUUAUUGUUAUUUCAUGGAUUAUUGUAAUAAGGAUGCAACAUAAUGAAGUUCAGACAAAUUUCUUUCCAUUUAAUCGUCUAGUUGUAGUCAUAAAUUUCAAUUAUUGGAAGUAGAUAAAAAUUACCUUCGUGAGAUGAUUUACGUAACUAAUUAGGACAAUCUUUUCUCUUACUAAUUUUAAGACUGCCCAAUGUCUUAAUAUGUAAUCCCUAGUCAUAUCUACAAGAAACUGUGUAAAAAUGGCGGUUAUAAAAUAAUAGACCAGUGAGCUGCAUGAAGGCGUUAACUAGAGAACCUGAUAGGAAACCGGGUUGAUAAUUCCUCUGAUAAUAUUUUAGUAUGCCACUUUAUUUGUAGUUCGCAACUGGAGAGUUUUGGUCUAUUACAAAAAAUGAGAGAGGGGGAGAAAGAGAGGUGAUGCAUACACGGAUGGAAUGUUAUGUUUCUGGUCUUCUGUAUGCGGUUGGAGAUGCUGUGCAUUGCAUCCAUCCAUAUUGUUUCUUCAGAUGGAACACAUUUGAUCAUUAUAUGGCUGCUCGUUUGAAGUUUAUCAAUGUAUGAUAUGGUUUCUGCACCUCUGUUUAUCAUUAUUUGUCCAUUAGAGUCUCUUAGUUCUCACAGGCUUAAGCAGUUGCUAACACUUGAGAAACAUUUCCAGUGCAAUUUGUCCAUACUUGGCAUUUGAAACAUGUCGGCAAUGGCGGUUGAGUACAAAAACCGUUAAUCUUAUGAAGAACGGGAAAAUGCCUACUGUGACGAUGGAGCAGUGUCAGAGGAACUUUUCCAAGGUUAGGAUUUGUGUGAGACUUAUUUCAACAAUUUUUUUUCUGUUUCACCUUUUGUCAUUUUUUCUCUAUUAAAUAUAUCAUAAUUUUGGGGAAAGUUACCAAAUUUAGUUCUUAAGAAAUGUUUUGAAAAUAAGCUCUCCUCACAAAAGGACUCAACAGUAAAUUCUCGGUUGGAUCUAUCAAGAUUUCAGACGAUCAAUGGUUCUACUUGUUCGAUAAUAUGUUCAGAAUUAGAUACACCCAAAAAUGGCAAAAAUAUUCACCUUGAAAAUAUGGGUGGAUCCAACAGAAAGAAACAAAAAAGUAGAUUCUAUGCUUUUACAGUGCUACUGAAGCAAAUGUAUUCUCAAGCCAAUCUUUUCUGAUCUGUGCUUGUUGGAUUUUCAGUUCUGGCAUUAUUGCUUUUUUUAAAUACUCACAUACAAAUGGAUGCCUUUCUGCGGCUACCGAAAGAACAGAAAGAAUGGCCAAUUCUUAAAAUAUUCGCUAAAAAAUGCUACAUCAUUUGCACGUCACGUGUGCUAAAGAAAUCACUGUUCUAGUUCUUCUUCAUAGUCUGUCUACAAGAUCAAAAAAGUUUCACCUUGUCUUUUAUAUGUCUGCUGCAUAUGAAAUCAUUUAAAGGUAUCACUGUCGAUGGUGUUCAGUCCUGUCUCGUGAUCUUCUGUUAUGAAUUAUGAACGCUAAAAGUUAAGGUCCGAAUACACGGUCCAUCUGAACUAUGAUAAAGUCCAUCUCCAGCACAGUGAAAGUGCGAGUUUUUAUACUACUAAUUCAUUUUCUCAUCUAGUUGUCUCUCUAUAUGAUACGUCAGUCUUUCUGUUAGUCCAUGAGAUAUCAAUCUAUAUGCCAAUUUAUUACACAUUAUUGAGAUCAUUUGUAUCUUGAUAUUGACUGCGAGUAUUAGUUGUACUCCUUCAAAACCUAUGGCAUCUUAAUGUGUCAUUUUUCUGUAAAUAACUGUUCUCUUUUAUCUUUAUGCUUGAGGGUCAGUUUGUACCAUUAUUCCCUUCAUUAUUAACAUUUGUCUCUAGUGUAUAAUUUUGGGCAUCUGCGUGUCUGAGUUCAAGGCUUUUUUGUAUAGAUGUCCUGUUGUUCACACUUUACUGGGGUAAUAUUUUCACUUCUUUUCUUGAAUAUCAUCAGGCUGUCAAAUCUGGUCUUCUCAAAAUUCUCUCAAAGAUGGGUAUCUCCUUGCUCUCGAGGUCUGUUACAUUACCAUCUUAUGAAAUUUUUCUCUUUCUGUUCAGACUUUUACGAUAUACGAUGGUUAUUUGUGUAUAUUUUCCCCCUUGCAUCUGGUUAUUUUGCCAGCUACUGACCAGCUUAUGCUUUAAUCAGUUACUGUGGAGCCCAGAUAUUCGAAAUUUAUGGCCUUGGGCAUGAUAUCGUUGAUUUUGCAUUUUGUGGAAGUGUCUCGAAGAUUGGUGGCCUCACCUUUGACGAGGUAAUUGCCAUUUUGGGGAAUCUUUUGAGGAAACAUUAAGUGGACCAAAACUUCAUAAGUGACACUUUACGGUUUAUCCAUGAUAGAAAAGUUUCAAGGUUGAUGCAUUUGCUUCAAGAAUAGUAUCCUGUUGCAUUAGUGUCCAUGUUUUCAUUCGUCCAAGCUUGAAGUGGAAAAGUCAUCAAUCCCAGCUUUUCAUCUCUUGCGUUUGAAAACCAUUUUGAAAGCUACUUUUUUCUCCAGGACCUUUUUGAUAUCUCUGUUUCUCACAGGUUCUUGGUACGGUAUGGUUUCAUCUUUUUAAUGAUGUUAUUGCCUAUAUUUCUUUUUUCUCUUGAAGUUGGCGAGGGAAACUCUGUCCUUUUGGGUGAAGGCCUUUUCAGAGGAUACAGCAAAGAGACUGGAAAAUUUCGGUUUCAUUCAAUUUAGACCUGGAGGUAAAAACUGUUCUAAAUGCAAGUCCCACUACUAUUGUAUCUCUGAUGAUAAUUUUGUACAUCAUUACAUUUCUGCUCCAUUUUAUCAUCCCUACAUUUCACCUGUCAAAAUGGUCCGUCCCUCUUUCCAUGUGCGGAUUCAGGUUUAAGGGGUCACAGGAAGCCUUACCAACUGUGCGAGCUGAAAUUCUGUUAUAUGUUGUCUUUUUGUUUAAAUUUUUGCCGAUUUGAUAAUAGUUUUGCAUAUGUCCGUCCAUCAAAGUGUCAGAAUUUUCACUUACUAAGGUGAUGGUGUCCCUCUCUUACAGCUCUCAAGCUGGAAUAUAUAUAUCAAGAUUUGUCAAGAUUCUGCAUUAAAUAAAGAUGACUUUUUGUUUUUGGACUACCAGCAAAAGAAAAAAAGAAUAGACGCUGAAGGUAGAGUCGAGUUGAGUAGGACUAAUAGAGGCAAAAGCUGAAACUAUAUAGCACCAGGCACCGGAUUUGAAGCCAGCGCACUAAUUACGGAUAUUGAAGCAAAAGUAGUCGAUACUAGAUUUGAAGCUAGUGUAGUAGAGGAUAACAUUAAAACAAUUGUAACAGCUGAUAUUGAUGUCAGAGUAGCAGACAUGAGUUAAAGUUAGUGCAUAACACUGUAGCCCUUGAAGCAGAUGCAGUAUAUAAAGCUAGUGUAACAGAGGUUAGGCAUAUUUAUUGAUAUUUAACAGUUGUUGUCUUUAGCAUUUUUGUCAUCAAUUUAGCAAACUGAUAUUUUCUUUUGAAAAAUCGUGUGGAAAGAAAAAUGGACAUUGUACUUGUGCUUCUGUAUUAUGUGCCUACUAUGAAACGUACCUAAUCGCUAUGGUUUACCUCUUCAUCCAUCAACCUUGAUAACACACUGAUUGUGGCAUUUUUUUCAUGCGUUCAUAUUUGCUUAGUUGGAAAUGCAUUUUUCACGGAAUCAUGCAAUAUUUUUUGGCCUCUGUUUUAUUCACCAGGUGAGUAUCAUGGAAAUAACCCUCAGAUGUCAAAGCUGCUUCACAAAGCAGUUCGUCAAAAGAGUGAAAGUGCCUAUGCAGUCUACCAGCAGCAUUUAGCUAGUCGUCCUGUUAGUGUAAGUUCAUCGUUCACUUGUCAAAUUUGCAUACCCAACAAUAUCUAGUUGUCAACGUUCUUGAUUGAUUAUAUGUUGUGUUCAGUAGAGUACGUUUCUAUAACAAGUUUGACUACCUAUGAUAGGUUCUCAGAGAUCUUCUUGAAUUCAAGAGUGAUCGAGCACCAAUUCCUGUUGGGAAGGUUGAACCCGCCUCUUCAAUAGUUCAGCGUUUCUGUACUGGGGGGAUGUCUUUGGGUGCCAUAUCAAGGGAGACCCAUGAGGCUAUUGCUAUAGCAAUGAACAGAUUAGGUGGAAAGUCAAAUUCUGGAGAGGGAGGGGAGGUGAGUAUAUUUUAUUAAGUUUAUAUGGUAUCAUAGACAAUCUAUUAUUGAUGAAGUCCUUAAGUAAAAUACCGAGUUUGUUUAAUUUAGGACCCUAUCCGUUGGAAUCCACUGACUGAUGUCACUGAUGGGUACUCCCCAACCCUUCCACAUCUCAAAGGCCUUCAAAAUGGGGACACUGCUACAAGCGCAAUCAAACAGGUCCGUUUUUCUGCUUUUUUCUUUGAUAUUUCUUUAUCUUCUGUUCCGGGUGGAGUUGCAUUUUUUUGUUAUUUGAAUGAGUAUAACGGCCAAAAGUAAACUUUGUUGCACGUAUUUCGAUAAUCUUUUUGCGGUUAAUUUCAGGAGUAACUAUCCCCGAACCAGGCAUGUGAAAACUCGGCCUCAAUUUAAAUUUUCGGAGUAAACUUAGAAGUGGUCCAGAGCCUCAACCGGCCUAGGUUAUUAGUCCCAAGCCACCAGAGUUUUUUUUAUCGUGUGCAAUUAGGCCUGGUUUGACUAGUAGGAGAUUCGAGGAAAGGGCAAAUAAUGAGGAUGGUGAAAGUUAUCAGGUUGAUAAGCUGGAACUGGGUCAAGAUGAGUGUGAUAACCCAGUGGAGAAGCAGGAAGAUGGGAGAUCAGGGAUGACACAGAGGAGAGAGAGAUGUGUCUUAGUGAGAGUAGGUUGAGGACGAAGUCUGGAAGAGGAGGGAGAAUUGAAGCCGGGAAGAAGGGUUGGAGGAGAAGGGAAUUUUGUAAGACGGAAUUUGAACGAAAUCGGGGACUGGGAGUGGGGAUAUGCAAAACUAUGCAAAUGUUUCGCCCCCAACUCUGCUAGGCCUGGUGAAUGUCACAUUCAAAGUUUUUGUGGUUUAUCGCUCUGCUUCUUUUUUCUAGAAGGUUUUCACUGAUGUGAUUAUAAAUUAACUCUUACUGUUUGACUUCUUACUUUUGCUUCUUUACUCCGGUACCCUCCUUCAAUGCUUCUGCAUUUUCAUGUCAUUCUUUUUGAUUUCUUAUGAUUUCCUUCUUCUUUCAUUUUUCUGAAGAAAAUUCCCUGAUUUUUAAUGAUCUUUCAACUAAUGUUUAUUUGGUUACUUUUUUUUUCUGUUAUCCUGACAUCUAAAUGGUUUAUGUUCGUGUACAGUUUCGCCUCUUUUAUUUUCAGUUUAACACUCACUCAAGAUAACUAUUCCUUUUCCUAAAGGGGGCAAUCGAUAGUUUCAAAUUAAUCUUCCCCAUGUUAUGACCUCCAUAGCAGCAACUGAUCAGUCCUUUAUGGCAUUAAAAUUCUUAGUUGUUUAUCUUUUCAGGUGGCUUCAGGGCGUUUUGGUGUCACCCCGACAUUUUUGGUAAAUGCUGAUCAGUUGGAGAUCAAGAUUGCUCAAGGUGCCAAGCCUGGGGAAGGUGGUCAACUCCCUGGGAAAAAAGUUAGCGCAUACAUUGCAAGACUAAGGAAUUCUAAACCUGGGGUACCGCUUAUCUCACCACCUCCCCAUCAUGAUAUUUAUUCUAUUGAAGAUCUGGCUCAGCUGAUCUAUGACCUUCACCAGGUAACCUUAUAUUUUAGUCAAACUUUGAUGUUCUUCAGUAGACGUGUUGUCAAUCAUCAUAUUUCUGUAGGCAAACUGUUCAACACGGCUUUUCUUUGUUCCAAAACAAAUAUAUAGCAAUUGCUAAUUCCUGCCUGGUGAAUUAGGUCAAUCCCAAGGCUAAAGUAUCUGUGAAGCUUGUGGCUGAAGCUGGUAUUGGAACAGUAGCCUCUGGCGUGGCCAAGGGCAACGCUGAUAUAAUACAGGUAGGAAUCUCCACCUUCGGUUUAAGUUGAUUUUUUUUACUUUUUAUCUUUCAUCAUGCAUUUUUUGUAGUCAUGAAGCCAUAAGGUUUUUGGUCAUUUGUUUGUCAUCCUUCCUUCAGAUCACACCUCAAAGUUAUCUCCUAAAAUUACAGAUGUGUAUUAAACAUCGUUAUUUUCAGUAAUUUCAUCAAUGUCAUCAAGGCCACAUUCAGGGGCCUCUUGAAUCCUGAAUCAAUCAGAACUUUCACCUUUGAUCAUCGGGAUCUGAUAUAUGGGAAUAGAACCUCAUUCCAAUUGCCAAGACAUGUGAUUUGUUAUUCCUGGGACUAUGUUUUUUAAUUUACCAGUUCAUGAUAUUCAUAUUUGCAAUAUUAGUUUUCUGGGCAAAAGUUCAUAUGGGCGUACGCUUUUUUUAUUGUGUAGAGAUUAUUUUCUUCGUAAGCCAAGAUGCUAUGUACCCUAUCAUGCUCCUGUGUGAAGUUGAGAGUCACAGUUCCUCCCGGUUGCUCGUAAAUAUUGUAGUUCCAUCCUUAGUUCUGUUUCAUGGAUUUAACUAUUAGUCAUAUCAUUAAGUUUUGUGGCCAAUAUUUUAUCGUUGAAAUUCGGACUUGUGUGGACUUGUUUCGAUUAGGUUCUUGAGUGUAAAAUGAUUGAUAAUUCGUUGACUAUUUGCAACUUGUUUUACAUCAUACUUGUUGAUCAGGCAAUUCCGAUCAUUCUUGACACAAUUUUUAGAAUUAUUCUUGUGAAGUCCUGGUCCUGCCUAUCUUCUUUGGUUUCUAAGGUUUUUGGGCAUAACUGAUGUUCCUGAGUCUGCAAAAAUUUUCUUGUGAGUGGUCAUAUUCUUAAAUGUAUACAGACUCACAACAUAGAUAAUCGUUUCCAUUUUCAUGUUACAAUUUACAUUGACAAUGAUGAUAGACAUUAUUUGCAACAGGUAAAAAUUAAUUAGUUCUUUUUGCACGUAUUUCUGAUGACUCGACCUUGAAAUCCCUUUUUCUGAUAAUAGCCUGUUUUAUGACUUUAUCCUUGUUAGUGACUCUCCGUCAGUCUAGGUUGGCAGUAGGUUCUUUGAAUUCUUGAUGUAUUCAAUUGAACAGAAACUAUACUGUCUGGUCUUUUGCUAUUACUGUCAAGGUCGCAACUGCUGUCUGAUGCGUAACGAAUAAUUAGAUUAUUCGAUGACACGUGGAAUAAUUUGCUAAAAAGGAUGUCACGCUGAGAGCUUCUCCCUGUGGUAUAACAGAUAUCAGGACACGACGGAGGUACUGGAGCAAGUCCUGUGAGUUCCAUUAAGCAUGCUGGUGGUCCAUGGGAGCUUGGGCUUGCCGAAAGUCAUCAGGUUUCCUUAUAAAGUUCUUUCUGGUGUAGUAUUGUCUUAUUUUAAUUAAUUUCAAAACAUUUUCCAUGACCAAAAUCAAUGUCUUCCGCAGACACUAAUUCAAAAUGGGCUGAGGGAAAGGGUCCUUCUUAGAGUUGAUGGUGGAUUUAAGAGUGGAGUUGAUGUUCUGAUGGCUGCAUCAAUGGGUGCCGAUGAGUUUGGCUUUGGUUCUGUGGCAAUGAUUGCCACGGGGUGUGUGAUGGCACGCAUCUGCCACACAAACAACUGCCCUGUUGGAGUUGCCAGUCAGGUAUUUCUUGCUGCAUUUUUCUAGUUUCUCACACGUCUGUCUCUUCUGCUGAUUACGUAGCCCUAAUCCACUACACCUGCAGAGAGAAGAGCUUCGUGCCCGUUUUCCUGGUGUCCCCGGGGACCUUGUCAAUUACUUCUUGUACGUUGCCGAGGAGGUAAUCUAUCUUAGUCGUAAAAUGGGUGGAGCCCACCGUUCCAGUAAUUCAUUGGGACUUUCAAAACUUUGCUCUGAUCUCCGAAGUUUUUGUCAAUUCCCUGAACUACACAUUUAGGUUCAUUUAAAAUAUAAAUAGAAAUUAGUUGAUAAACGCUAAAUAUUGACCAGGUGCGUGGGAUAUUAGCUCAAUUGGGCUACGAGAAGAUGGACGAUGUAAUCGGGCGCACAGAUCUAUUAAGGCCAAGGCAUGUCUCCCUGAUGAAGACUCAACAGAUCAAUCUCAGUUACCUCUUAUCUGUACGUAUUCUAGAGCUAUUCUUUUGAAUUUUCUGUCCUAGAGUUGUGAGUUUCUACCAUGCUGGACUUAGCCACUGCAAUUUCGUGUACUAUCUGUGUCCUUUGUUUUCAGAAUGUCGGCCUACCCAAAUGGAGCAGCACUGUCAUAAGGAAUCAGCCAGUUCACACUAAUGGUCCAGUUCUAGAUGACGUCCUGCUUUCUGAUCCUGAGGUAGAAAUACUCAUCUUCUUUACAGAUAAAACAACCGACUCUGUUACUGAUAAAGCAGUUGAACUGUUUGAAUUUUCCAAUGAAUGCCUCGUGCUCAAUUUUACGAGCCCUUUCAUAUAUCUGGGCUACAAACGUCUGUCCACAUUUUCCGAAAUAUAAAGAUUAUUUUAUGUAGAUUACGGAGGCAAUUGAGAAGGAGAAGGUGGUCAAUAAAACCAUCAAAAUCUACAACAUUGACCGUGCAGUCUGCGGUCGGAUAGCUGGUGUAAUUGCGAAGAAAUAUGGGGACACAGGGUUUGCAGGACAACUGAACAUUACGUGAGUUGUUUCCUUCUUAAACACUUUGGCUGGACAGCAGAACAACCGAUUUGUGAUUGUAUUCGGACUUUUUUUUUUCUCGUUGCGUUCAGAUUUAUGGGCAGUGCUGGGCAGUCUUUUGGCUGCUUCUUGACCCCUGGGAUGAACAUCCGACUGGUGGGAGAGGCUAAUGACUAUGUCGGAAAGGUACCAAGAUUCAGACACCCUUCCUAUACCCACUCCCACCCUUUCUAAUACGGUCAACUGACGCUGAAAAUCUUCCAACCAGGGCAUGGCUGGUGGAGAGCUGGUGCUGACUCCACCUGAGAACUUUGGUUUCUGUCCAGAAGAGGCGACCAUAGUUGGGAACACUUGCCUCUACGGUGCAACUGGCGGUCAGCUCUUUGUGAGGGGUAAAGCAGGGGAGCGGUUUGCUGUCAGAAACUCUCUCACCGAAGCAGUAGUCGAGGGCACUGGGGAUCACUGCUGCGAAUAUAUGACCGGCGGCUGUGUGGUUAUUCUUGGAAAGUGGGUAUCUCUUUCCAUUUUCGCCUUAUUGCUAGGUACUAGAAUUCCAGCUCGAAAGAUUCAUGCUUGCCUUUUCUUAUCACAGAGUGGGAAGAAACGUGGCCGCUGGUAUGACUGGUGGUUUGGCCUACAUCCUCGACGAGGAUGACACGCUUCUUCCCAAGGUUCGUGCCAAUGAUUCUCUGACCUAUUUAUCUGAUAUAAAUGAUCUUUCUUUACGAGGAGAUGAGGAGUUUUGUGAUUACUUGACACCAUCUGAUCCCAAAAUUAAGUAUAUAACAUGCUUUCCCACUAUCCUCAUGUUGCUAUAAUUUCUACAACCAUGAGGGGACCAAUUUCAGAAUAAGUGCUAAAAGAGUAGAGAUAAAUUGCAAAUUAAUUUCUCGUCUGGUUCAGUGGAAAUCAAAGUUCUUAUUAUUAAUCCAUGAUCGAGAAUAAGUGUGAUUUUUUGUGUGUGUGUGUAUUCUCCUGUUCGCUCCUUGUGGUAUGCUCUCCUAUCCCUGACUAUUUGUCCAUGCAACAGGUGAACAGGGAGAUUGUCAGGAUGCAGAGAGUCAACGCGCCAGUGGGACAGAUGCAGCUGAAGAGCUUGAUUGAAGCCCAUGUUGUAAGAAUCUUCACUUUACAACUCUCUCCAUGAUCACAGCAGUGAGGCAAAACCUGAGGACUACUUCCUCUUCCCUCUUCCUUCCCCCCUUCCAUCGUAGGAGAAAACCGGGAGCACAAAAGGUGCCACCAUAUUGAGGGAGUGGGAGGCGUAUCUCCCUCUCUUCUGGCAGCUUGUGCCGCCCAGCGAAGAAGACACCCCCGAAGCCAGUGCGGAGAUCCAGAGAGUGCCCACCAAAGAGAUGCAGUCCGCUUGA
Spirodela intermedia is the source of this 29815-nucleotide messenger RNA. The record is from the annotation of a GenBank genome assembly. NCBI's taxonomy places the organism in Eukaryota, Viridiplantae, Streptophyta, Magnoliopsida, Alismatales, Araceae.